CAGGCAGAUUCGUGGCAAUCUGGAUCUAUCUCAUUCGGUAGAUUUGAGAAUGAAUCUUUAUGUUGGGAGAGGAGGUCUUCUUUCACACACAACAGAUAUCUUGAAGAGGUUGAGAAAUGCAUCAAGACAGGUUCUGUAACUGAGAAAAGGGCAUAUUUUGAGGAGCUUUUUAGAAGGGCACUUCUAAGCCAGAGUUCAUCCGACUGUCAGGAUGGGGUUGAUUCUCAAGCUAGUAAUGAUGGAUCCGAGAAUAUAGAUUAUGAUGGGGACUUUGAGCAUGUUAAUGAGAUUGGUCAUUCUGCAUGCUUUGUUGAAAAUCAUGACAGAGCAGCCACUUUACUGGAGAAUGGAAAGUAUCAGGCUAGUGAAAAUGAAGGUUAUGCGGGGCGCUUUGAGCAUGUUAAUGAAGUUGGCCAUUCUGCACGCUUUGAUGAAAAUUAUGAUAGCUUAACCCAUUUAUCGAAGAAUGGAAAGUAUCGAGCCGAGAAUACAGGCUAUGGUGGAGAUUCUGAGCGAGUGAAUGAGGUUGGUGAUUCUGCACGCUUUGAGGAGAGUUUUAAUGGAUCAAACAACGGAGACAUCGAAGUCACAGAAUGUGGGGGAGAAGGAUCAAGCAACGGAGACAUUGAAGUCACAGAAUGUGGCAGAGAAGAUAGUAUAAGUUGUCAUUCUGGACCCCAGACCGAUCAAGAUAACAAUAGUUCCGAUGUUCUUCGGAGUGUUCCUGAACGUCUGGAAGCUGAAGCAAAAUUUAAUCUCAGUGCUGGAAAUUCAGCUUUUAAUGAUUCAGAGGUUUCUUCGGGUUCAAAAGCUAAUGUACGUAAUCAAUAUAAAAGCACUGAAGAACAGCCAAUAGCAAGAAAGGUUGUCGCUUCUCGUGCUUCCUGUACAGAGAAAGUUAGCCAUACAUUAUAUCAAAGUGUAAACAGGGAUAAGGAGAGUGUAAAUUCAUGUCAACCAGGCGUGAAACGGAAUGGAUCUAGUUUCUAUUUCAAAACUGAAGAGCGGGCCAGGAAAAGGAAAGAGUUCUUUAUGAAGAUUGAGGAGAAAGUGCAUGCCAAAGAGGAAGAAACACGUCAGCUCCAAGCAAGAACCCAGGAAAACAAAUGUUGACUGCUCGUUUGAUUUACGGUGUGCUAUGGGAAGGAAAAGAAAGAAGCAGAGAUCAAACAGCUAUGGAGAAAUCUCAAUUUCAAAGCAACUCCCAUGCCCGCCUUCUACCGUGAACCUGACCACCGCUCAAAAAAAAUCAAGGUAUUAUAACAGGUCUCAAAU
Messenger RNA from Capsicum annuum, 1275 nucleotides. Its product is annotated as protein WVD2-like 7. The transcript has 6 exons. Lineage: Eukaryota; Viridiplantae; Streptophyta; Magnoliopsida; Solanales; Solanaceae. The record is from RefSeq and is a predicted model, not a curated record. The annotation marks the transcript as partial.